UUGUCGAUCGUCAACCGUGACGUAAAUCUGCUGCGACCCGAGCGAGUUCCUCGUCGGGAGUCGCACGAAAACAUUGCGGCGAGGAGGAGAUACUUGGGAGCCCGGAGGAAAAACAGCGACGUUGACAAAGGCUACGCCGAGUGGAAAUGACGAUAUGCAGCUUUUUUCUUCAGGGCCGUUGUCGUUACGGCGAAAAAUGCUGGAAUGAGCAUCCGAGGGGAGGAGGCAGAGGAGGAGGAGGUGGAGGAGGUGGUGGAGGUGGAUACAGCAACAACUACAGCCGCUCUUCUGGUCAGCAGCAGUCCAGAGGAGGAGGAGGAGGAGGAGGAGGAGGAGGAGGAGGUGGAGGUUUUGGGAACAGAGUUUGGGUGAAUCCUAACCAGCAAAAAGGAGGCUAUAUACAGCCUUCAUCCUUCUCGUCUCAUGGAGGUGAUGACUGGGGCCGAGGCGGAGGAGCUGACUGGGGUAGAGGAGGUGGAGGAGGAGGGAAUGACUGGGGCCGUGAAGGAGGUGGAGGGAGAAGAGAUAACUCGAAGAGCUCCGAAUUCAGCUUCUCUGCCCAAAACAGAUUUUCAGCGCUUGGUACUCCCAGCACCUUUGACAGAGGAGGAAGAGGAGGAGGAGAAGGAGUAACAGCUGGUGAUGAAGAUGACGACAAAAAACUGGAGAUCAUUCAGAUGGACAUGGAGAUUUGGGAGAGUUCAGGGCAGUGGUGCUUCUCGAGUUAUUCUAGCUCCAAGAUACCUUUAUCUGGUUUCACUGAUCUCUCUCCCGAAGAGCUCAGGCUGGAGUAUUACUCCACAGGAGCUUCAGGAGAUCUGCAGGGCUAUGUUAAUGGUGUCAAUCAGUUACUCAACCAGUGGAGAAGCAGAGUCCAGGAACUGAAGGUUAUGAAUCCAGCCACCCGUGCAGCUUUGCUUGCGGAGUUAAACAACCCAGCACCUCAGGCGUCCUCAAGUGGCUUUGGUUCCGUGACAGUGACUGGAUUUGGAUCCUCUACAUCUGACUUUGGAAGCAAAGGCUUUGGGGCUCCAGCACCAGUGCCGGCCAACAGUUUCAGCUUUUCUGCUGCAAGUGGUGGGUUUGGUUCCUCAGCUGCACCAACGUCUUCGACAGGUUUCGGAAGUGCUAUAGCAGCUCCCACACAACCUCCCUCUGGAUUUGAUUCCUCCUCUGCUCCUUCGGCUUCAACUUUCUCCUUCGCUGCUCCGGCCACCAACAAACCAGCAGCCACUUCAGGAUUUGGCUCCGGCUUGGGGUUCAGCUUCUCCUCCACAGCAAACACCGGAGGAGGAUUUGGGAGUGGUUUUGGGACUGAAGCACCUGCUGCAACAGGAGGCAGCAGCUUUUUUGGGCUGAUGAGUGGAGGGUUUGGGACAACUGCUGCUCCACCUGCAGCAGGAGCCGGGUCUGCCAGUGGGGCAUCGGACAGUCUGUUUUCACCUGAGAGCAAACUGACUCCAGAGGAACUGAAUCAGUUCAAGGCUAAACGGUUCACUCUCGGUCAGAUUCCUUUGAAACCUCCUCCAGCUGACUUGCUGGUAGUAUGAUAUGUUGGGAAAAUCUACAACAUUUUUGAAAUAAAGAGAUAUAAUUUAUACUAACUUUUUUUUUGUAUAGAGCUUUUUUAAAAAUCCGAAUUCAUUCAUAAGAUACAGCCAAUGUUGAAAAAAUUUGAUGAAUUCAACACUUUGAUCAAUUUAAUCUGGGGAAACUUGCUUUGGUUCCAUUUGCCCUCUCAAAGUAUACAUUAUGUACAGUUGCACAGUAUAUGGUAUAUAUUUUUGAAAUAUGUGUUGUCAUAAAAUACUACUUUUGGGUUAUUGAAUGUCUUAAAAUAUACAGUUCGGAUUCUGUGAAAUACUCUCCCCUUUACCAUCUGUUGAGAUGAUAAGUUGAUGAGAAAAUGAUGUCCAUGAGUAUGCAAGUCUACUGUAUGAGUACCAGACUAAAAUAGUUAUGACAACAAAACAUUAAAA
This is a messenger RNA of Xiphias gladius (swordfish), 1979 nucleotides long. It is a transcript of the gene nup42, whose product is annotated as nucleoporin 42. The coding region runs from base 147 to 1550 and encodes 467 amino acids. Gene Ontology annotation, cellular component: nuclear envelope. Gene Ontology annotation, molecular function: metal ion binding; nuclear export signal receptor activity. The transcript has 7 exons. Lineage: Eukaryota; Metazoa; Chordata; Actinopteri; Istiophoriformes; Xiphiidae. The record is from RefSeq and is a predicted model, not a curated record.